CCCAGAAGAGGCCCGUCAGACGGGGUGGCAAGCCGCCCCCCGACAGGCCCGUUCGGGCGCUCUUCUGUCUGGCCCUCACAAACCCUCUUAGGAAAAUGUGUAUUAGCGUCGUGGAAUGGAAACCCUUCGAAUGGCUCAUCCUUAUGACGAUAUUUGCGAACUGUGUCGCUCUGGCUGUUUAUACGCCGUAUCCCUAUGGCGACUCCAAUCUGACCAAUCAGUAUUUGGAAAAGAUAGAGUACAUUUUUCUUGUGAUUUUUACGGUGGAGUGCGUGAUGAAGAUUAUAGCUUACGGCUUCGUUGCCCAUCCGGGAGCUUACCUCCGCAACGGCUGGAACUUGCUGGAUUUCACGAUAGUUGUUAUUGGAAUGAUAAGCACGGUGCUGACGAUACUCAUGAAGGAGGGCUUCGACGUCAAGGCCUUAAGGGCGUUUCGCGUUCUGCGUCCUCUUAGGCUGGUUUCCGGUGUUCCAAGUCUUCAGGUGGUCCUAAACUCUAUUUUGAGGGCGAUGGUACCACUUUUGCAUAUUGCUUUAUUAGUUCUCUUCGUCAUCAUUAUUUACGCCAUCAUCGGCCUCGAGCUGUUCUCCGGAAAGAUGCACAAAACAUGCAGACACAAUCUAACUGACGAGGUAAUGGAGGGCCCGGUACCUUGCGGCGGCUCGGAGGGCUUCCAGUGCUCCCGGGUCGGACCCAACUACUAUUGCAGCAAACAGUUCUGGGAGGGCCCUAACUACGGCAUCACGAAUUUUGACAACUUCGGACUGGCCAUGCUGACGGUCUUCCAAUGCGUCACCCUCGAGGGCUGGACGGAUGUACUUUACAAUAUCGAGGAUGCGAUGGGAAGCUCGUGGCAGUGGAUAUACUUCAUUUCGAUGGUCAUUCUCGGGGCUUUCUUCGUGAUGAAUCUAAUUCUCGGUGUGUUGUCCGGUGAGUUCUCUAAGGAGAGAGAGAAGGCGAAGGCGCGUGGCGACUUUCACAAGCUCAGGGAGAAACAGCAGAUCGAGGACGAUCUCAGGGGUUAUCUCGACUGGAUAACGCAGGCCGAGGACAUCGAGCCGGAGACCGACGAACCGAAGCAAGACGGAAAAACUAAGCAACAGAACGAAAUAGAGAGUACGGACCAAUUGGAGGGUGACGAGGAAGGAAUCCAGCAGGAGUCCGUUUGGAAGAAGAAGAAACGGGACUUAGAGAGAGUGAACAGGCGGAUGCGGAGAGCCUGCAGAAAGGCUGUAAAGUCCCAGGUCUUCUAUUGGCUCAUCAUAGUGCUGGUUUUCUUGAAUACCGGCGUUCUCGCCACGGAGCAUUACAAUCAGCCGCACUGGUUGGACGACUUUCAAGAGAUCACGAACAUGUUCUUCAUCGUGCUGUUCUCCAUGGAGAUGAUGUUAAAAAUGUACAGUUUAGGCUUUCAGGGUUACUUCGUUUCGUUGUUUAAUCGUUUCGAUUGCUUCGUCGUGAUCGGCUCGAUCACCGAAAUGAUACUUACAAAUACACAUGUGAUGCCGCCUCUUGGCGUUUCCGUACUCCGUUGCGUCCGGCUGCUCAGGGUAUUCAAAGUAACAAAAUAUUGGAGAUCACUGUCGAAUUUAGUGGCCUCUUUACUGAACUCGAUACAAUCGAUCGCUUCACUGUUGCUCCUACUGUUUCUCUUCAUCGUCAUCUUUGCUCUUCUGGGCAUGCAGGUCUUCGGUGGACGAUUCAAUUUCAGCGACGAGGAAGAAAAAACACGUCACAAUUUCGACAGCUUUUGGCAAAGUUUGCUCACCGUGUUUCAGAUAUUAACUGGUGAGGAUUGGAAUGCCGUAAUGUACGUCGGAAUUCGAGCUUACGGCGGCGUCGCCAGCAUCGGCGUCCUCGCCUGUGUUUAUUUCAUUAUUCUCUUCAUUUGCGGUAAUUAUAUCCUCUUGAACGUGUUCUUGGCUAUCGCCGUCGACAAUCUUGCUGAUGCCGAGUCCUUAACUGCCAUCGAGAAAGAAGCCGAGGAGGAGGCGGAGAAAAAUAAAUCCCGCAGUGGUUCGCCGGUAAGGGACGAAGUCAGCGGCGAGGCCGGCGAUGAUGGUGGCGAGGGGACUGGGGGAGAGGACGAAGGAGCUGGGACAGAUCUCGAACAUGACCCUAACGAGACAAUGGAGGACUACGAAGCCGCACUCGAUACCGAAACAUCGGAAAAAAGCGAGGAUAUGAAUACGCACAAAGUGCGACUCAACGUCGAGUCCGACGAAGAAGUGGAGGAAGAGGAAGAGGAGGAAGGCGAACAAGAAGAAAUGCAAGAUGAAGGACAAGAAGUGACGGCUCGGCCGCGAAGGAUGUCCGAAUACAACGCGGCUGCUAAAAAGGAACCGAUUCCGGCCGGUUCGGCUUUCUUCAUUUUCUCAAGCACUAAUAGGUUUCGCGUGUUCUGUCAUUGGUGCUGUAAUCACAGUUACUUCAGCAACGUGAUACUGGUCUGCAUUAUGAUAUCCUCUGCUAUGUUGGCUGCCGAGGAUCCAUUGAAAGCCACAUCAUACAGAAAUCAGAUAUUGACCUACUUCGACUAUUUCUUCACUACUGUCUUCACAAUUGAAAUCUGUCUUAAAGUGGUUUCAUACGGUUUCAUCUUUCACGACGGCGCGUUCUGUAGGUCGGCUUUCAAUCUGCUCGAUCUUCUCGUCGUUUGCGCUUCACUCAUUUCCGCGACUGUCAGCUCUGGUGCAUUCUCUUUCAUCAAAGUGCUCCGAGUACUUCGCGUACUGAGGCCGCUACGUGCCAUCAAUCGCGCCAAGGGACUAAAGCACGUAGUACAGUGCGUCAUCGUAGCGGUAAAGACUAUCGGAAACAUAGUCCUCGUCACCAGCCUCCUGCAGUUCGUGUUCGCCGUCAUUGGCGUACAGCUCUUCAAGGGCAAGUUUUUCUAUUGUACCGAUGCAUCGAAAAUGACGCAGAAUGCGUGCCAGGGUACUUACUUGGAAUUUGAAAACGGUAACAUCGAUAGACCCAUCGUGAAACAGAGAGAGUGGCUUCAGUGGCGAUUUCAUUUCGAUGAUGUCGCUAAAGCGAUGUUGACCCUCUUCACAGUCUCGACUUUCGAAGGUUGGCCAUCAUUAUUAGAAUGGUCGAUCGACUCCAACGAAGAGGAUCAUGGACCAAUUCAUAAUUUUCGGCCGAUAGUGGCCGCUUACUACAUCAUUUACAUCAUCAUCAUCGCAUUCUUCAUGGUGAACAUCUUCGUCGGUUUCGUUAUCGUCACCUUUCAGAACGAGGGUGAGCAAGAGUACAAAAACUGUGAGCUCGAUAAAAAUCAGCGAAAUUGUAUCGAGUUCGCGUUGAAGGCUAAACCGGUGCGCCGAUACAUACCGAAGCAUCGAAUACAGUACAAAGUUUGGUGGUUCGUCACCUCUCAACCGUUCGAGUACACGAUAUUCACGCUGAUUAUGAUCAACACCGUGACGCUCGCGAUGAAGUUCUACCGGCAACCGGAAAUAUACACGAGCGCCUUGGAUGUUCUCAAUAUGAUAUUCACCGCUGUUUUCGCCCUCGAGUUCGUGUUCAAGCUGGCUGCAUUUCGAUUUAAGAAUUACUUCGGCGAUGCGUGGAACGUCUUCGACUUUAUUAUCGUGCUCGGAAGUUUUAUCGAUAUCGUUUACUCGGAAGUUAACGUAAGUAUUCGUUGCGCUUGACUUUGAUCGAGCACCCGAAGCAAUAUUCGCGAUUAUAUUUAACGAGUAACAAGCGAAAUCGGUAAAACUGUUUCACGAUUCUUGUAGCCUGGUCAGUCCACUAUCAUUUCCAUCAACUUCUUCAGGCUGUUUCGCGUAAUGCGAUUGGUCAAGCUUCUGAGCAGAGGAGAGGGCAUCCGGACGCUUUUGUGGACGUUUAUUAAGUCCUUUCAAGCUCUGCCCUACGUCGCUCUUCUCAUUAUUAUGCUCUUUUUUAUUUAUGCUGUGAUAGGCAUGCAGGUCUUCGGAAAGAUCGCGAUAGACGACGACACGUCGAUAAAUCGCAAUAAUAAUUUCCAGUCCUUUCCGCAAGCUGUGUUGGUAUUAUUUAGGUCGGCGACAGGCGAAGCGUGGCAAGAAAUCAUGAUGGCUUGUUCAUCGAAUCCAGGCAUAGUUAAAUGUGACUCUAACAGCGACGAAAUCAAUAAUCCGGUCGGCUGCGGAUCGGAUAUUGCAUUUCCCUACUUCAUAUCUUUCUACGUGCUCUGUUCAUUUCUUAUCAUCAAUCUUUUUGUCGCCGUUAUCAUGGACAACUUCGACUACCUGACGAGAGAUUGGUCAAUUCUCGGGCCGCACCACUUAGACGAGUUUAUUCGCCUGUGGUCCGAAUACGAUCCCGACGCUAAGGGACGUAUUAAACAUCUCGACGUAGUAACGCUGCUGAGAAAAAUAUCACCACCCUUAGGUUUCGGAAAAUUGUGUCCCCAUAGAGUAGCUUGCAAGAGACUCGUCUCGAUGAAUAUGCCGUUGAACAGCGACGGCACCGUGUUGUUCAACGCGACAUUGUUUGCCGUUGUGAGAACAUCGUUGAGGAUCAAAACAGAAGGUAACAUUGACGACGCAAAUUCCGAGCUCAGAGCGGUAAUCAAGAAGAUCUGGAAGAGAACCAGUCCGAAACUUCUGGAUCAAGUCGUUCCACCGCCCGGAGUGGAUGAUGAGGUGACGGUUGGCAAAUUUUACGCGACUUUUCUCAUCCAGGACUAUUUUCGUCGAUUUAAAAAACGCAAGGAACAAGAAAUGAAGGAUGGUGAUAGAGAUUGUCACAAUACUGUGACUCUUCAGGCCGGAUUGAGAACGUUACACGAAGCUGGCCCUGAAUUGAAACGCGCGAUUUCCGGCAACUUGGAAGAACUCUUAGACGACAAUCCGGAACCCAUGCACAGGAGAAACCACUCGCUGUUUGGUAGCGUGUGGUCCAGCAUGCGAAAAGGACAUCAUAAUUUUCAUAGAGCGAGAUCGCUAAAGGUUAACUCCGCCGCUGCAAAGGCUUCCCCGACUAAUUCCAUAGACUUUCUACCUUACGCCUCGUUACGGAGGCCUGGUGGCCGUCUGGAUGUUGCUAAUCAAAUCACUCACCAAGUUGUGCCAAAUGUAGCGGGUGGUCUGAGCGAUGGCGCGAUGAACCAAUUGGGAACAGAUCCGCGAUUGACGGGUGUCGAAGAGAGCAUACCUCUGAGACCGCUCGCUGCCUUUGGCAACCCGUUGCAGCAGCCUUAUCAGAGCACGUACAAAGUGGUCGAUGGAUCGGGUAGCGGUAACUAUCUCCAUCCCAAUAGCGAAUAUGUCUUCAAGACGGAAUCGAGCAGCAGUUGACGCCACCCACGCCUCCGCCGCGACGG
Molecule: messenger RNA, 5317 nt
Organism: Linepithema humile (Argentine ant)
Lineage: Eukaryota; Metazoa; Arthropoda; Insecta; Hymenoptera; Formicidae
Source: RefSeq, a predicted model, not a curated record